AUGUCAUCAGAGAGCUCAGCAGUCCCUACGUGGGAUGGUCAUCCGAAAGGUUGGCGGCGUUACUGUCGUGAGGUGGUGUGGUAUGUGCAAGCUACAAAGGUGGGACAGCGUCGUCAUUUGGCCACCAGGCUAAUUGCACGGCUCUCCGGAAGUGCCCGCCUUUUAGCAAUGUCAUGGCCCCAAUCAGAACUGGAUAAUGAUCGUGGUGUACUCAUUUUCCUGCGUAAGUUAGCAGCAAGUCCUUUGGUCAGACGAAGUCUUCCGAAUGCCGCAGCAACUAUGUCGCAGUAUUUUGGGUUUCGCAAACGACAGAAUGAGACAAUUUCCGAAUUCCUUGUUCGAGAGACCUUGUCUUACGAAGAGUUCCAAGAAGCUUUGAUCCGGCUUCGUGAGGAACGCAGUGGUACUGAUCCAAGCUUGCAAGACUUUGGCUUGGAAGCAAUCUUCAGGAGACAGGAGGAAGAAGAUGCCCAGUGGAAUCGCUGGCGAAACUGGCGUGGUUCUCAUGAUGCGGGUGCUGAACCCGCAGCUGAAGCCUCAGCUGAUGCUGAUGCUACUGAGACUGGUGAGCGACCUGAUGCAGCGACACAUGGCUAUCAGCGCGUGCCUCUAGUUUCUGAACCGGAUCUCAGUCCUCAGUCGAAUGUGGCUCCAGAGCAUGGGAUGAACUCUGCUGACUCAUUUGUGCUUGAUGUUCUGCGAGGAUGGCGCUUGUUACAGGCAGCCACUUUGUCCCGUGAUGAGUUUCGUGAUGUUCUUUCUGCAACAAACAACAAGUUGGAUUUUGAUUCAAUUUCAGGUGCAUUGCAAGUGCUUUGGGAUGAUCAGUUGAUUCAACAUCCUCGACAUGCCCCUUCACAGUUUAAUGCACAUUGGUUGGAAGAACUGGAAGAUCCGCAGAUCAAAGAGGCGUAUCAGUCAGAACGCAUGGCAGAAGCUCUAGCCUCUGAAGCGAGUCUCACAUGGAAAAAAGCCCAGGAGGCUACAGCGGCCUUGCGCCGUGAUAGAGAUCGUGGUGCUCCCAAGGGUAAGUCCAAAGGUUUCAAUAAGGGCAAGAUGGGUAUGGCUGUUUAUGGUGAUCCCUACAUGGAACAGUUUCCCAUGGUGAAAGGCAAAGGCAAAGGCAAGGCAAAGUAUUCCAACUACAUGGAUCACGAGAUGUUUUGGGCUGGCAAAUCUAAGGGCAAAUCCUCAAAAGGGUCAUCAAGUUUUUCGUUCCGUCCUCCUGGUCCGAGUGGUGUCAAUGCUUAUGGCAUGGAGCUCUAUCCCAUUGAGUUCAUGGAAACCCCUGAGUACCAUGAGCCCCUGGAUGUGACCCUGACAGCCACUACUUGGUCUCCACCGCCUUCGGCAUCCCAGGCCAUCAAGUCCUUCGAGGGCAUGGUCGACAGCGGUGCCACAGCCUCUGCUGGUCCCGAGGCCAGCAUUCACAGGGUUUUUGAGUGUUUGCGCCAAGUUGAUCCAGAAGCAACAUUGACUGUUGACCAAACCUUGAAACCCCGUUUUCGGUAUGGUUCAGGGAAGUGGGGACAAGCCUUGUGUCAAGUCACAAUUUCCUCAUGGGCAUCUGGACAUCAGCGAAAAUUUUCAGUUUUUGCUCUCCCGAAUCCUCCAGAAUAUCAUGAACCUUGGUACGAUGAUUCACUGUUGGUUCCUAUUUUGAUCGGCAUGGACUUUUUAGGCGUCAAUGGUGUGGGCUUGGUUCUUGAUUUCGUGGAUGGAUACUCCUGGAUGUCCAAUAUGCCCGGCGUUGCUUCUUUCAACAGUGUGUUCAUCGACGUUCUGCCGGCUCAAAACAGAAGGAAUCCACGGCUGGUGAUCGAAAUCUUUGGAGUGAUGCCUCCGAAGACCAACCUUGCCAACAAGGCUCCCGAGUUGGAUCACAGCCGAGCUCUUCCAGCAGAUCCGAGAGACCCCAGAUGUGGCGAAUGCUGGCCAUGUUUCGGGAGUCACAACGCCUCCGUGAGAGGAUCAAACAGGUAUGGUCAAUGGACCCACUGCGCCGUGUGCAACCUACGGACGCAGUAUGUUCCAAGGAUGGGCUCGCUGACUCACAAUGUCGAGCACAUCGAUCCUCACUAUGUGGCGAAGGCUCUCAGCAUGGUUCAGAAAGAUCUCAAGGGUGUGAAGCCCCACUACAAACUCAUGAAGGUGGCUGUGGAGAAGAUCGAGAGCGACGAGCGCUACUACCAGAUGGUGCUGGGUGCUCCAGAGAUGACCCCAGUUCCGAAAUCUCCCACACGCCACCAGAUGUUCACACCUCCGAGGAGAUCAAUGCACAAUUCCGAGGAGGAGCAGAUCCCAGGUCCCCAGCAGCUCACGUCGAGCCCAAGCUGGCAACAUGUGACUCCACCAAAGGCCCGAGCCAAGUCACCCACGGUGUCUCAGAUGAGUGUGGCAUCAGUUCCAGUGGUGACACCUCAGGAUCUCCUGAGCCAGCUCUCAGCCGAGGUGGGCAAGGCGGCGGUGAAGGUGCUCCAAUUGAUGAUGCUUGGCCUCUUCACCAACUUCCACGACCUUGUGGUGGAGCCUCAUCAGGUUGAUGUUUGGGAGAUUUGCUGCUCACCUCAGUCUUGGCUUUCUGAGGCAUGUACCCAAGAAGGUUUGAAAUGUCAGCGGAUCAAUCUGGCCAAUGGGUUCGAUUUGAACCGUCCUCACACUUUUGAAUCCAUGACCGAGCUCUACAAGAUUCAGCGUCCGAAGAGGCUCUGGAUUUCUAUGCGGUGCACGUUGUGGUGUGCUUGGACCUCCCUCAACUAUAACACUCCGGAGCGGGUGGAACUUUUGGAAUCCAAGCGGCGCAAAGAGCGUAAAGUGUUGAGCUCUGAUACAGCUCGUUCCAGCUACUAUCCCUGGAAGAUGGUUGUCGCGAUUGCCAAGACUUGGAAAUCUCAACUUGUACCAGAACGUUGGCAAUCCAUCCUGUUCCUGACCGUGGACUCCAACGUCCCCAAUUCGACUUUUGAACAGCAACUGUGGGAGAUGAAUCCAGCCGAGAUGGCUGAUGACAUCGCUGAAGUUCCUCCUGAUGAGGGGUACUCACCCACAUCGCUUGCUCCUGAAGAUGCACCAGCGAUUCCCGCCGAUUUGGCUGAUGAUGAUGGACAAAUGGUCCUACCUCCUGCUCAAGAUGAACGCUCUGGUGGAGAUCUUCGGCCUCAAUCCAUGCAGAGCUCUAAGGCAAGUAAUCCCUCUCAAAUGGCUUCGUCACGCUGGCAACAAGAUGGCCAUGGUCGGUGGUCGAAGCAUGAAGCUGAUGGCAAAAUCAUCCCAUCCACGAAGCAGCUUGCCGAGUGGAAUGUCAAGCUUCAAAAGUUUCACAAGGCCUCAGGCGACCAGACCCCUGGGGGUUCGUCUUCCGGAAAGAUUCCGCCAGUAUCAACCAAUCGACUUCCUCAAGCCUGGCAUAUGGUGAUGAUGGAUGUUGGUGAGUGGAAUGUCGUGUCCGUGCGCAAGAAGCUGAAGUUUCUAUUGAUGAUUGAUGCUGCAACGAAGUUUCGCAGCACAGUUCCUCUUAUGGUCUAUGACAUCAAUCAGCAAGGGAACGAGAAUGCCAAGAUGGUCAUCGAAGCUUUUGGUCGCGGCUGGUUGGCGGAAAAACCGAAACCGCUGGUGGUGGUUCCUGACAACGCCAAUACGCUGUGCUCAGCGGCCUUCAGGGAGUUUUGCCACACCAACAAUUUGUGGCUGAGCCCGCCUGUGGAGAAGGAGGCAUGGGCUCACGGAAUUGCUGAACGAGCAGUCCAAGAAACCAAGCUUUUGGCCGACAAGAUCUUCAUCUCUGACGGCACUCUGAGCUUGGAACUAUGUCUGGCCCUUAGCACAGCGGCGUUGAAUAGUACGGAGAACGCACAUGGUUUUUCUCCCUUUCAGUGGGCAUACGGUCACUCUUUUCAGUGGACUGAUGAAGACAUCACUACUCAUCUCCAACUUCAACAAGCUCACCCACUGAGUGAAUUUGAGAAGUUGCUGUCUUGCAGACGCAAAGCUGAGAAUUUGGCACGGCAAGUCCGCGCCAACAACAUACUUGUGCGGCUGAAGAACUCAUGUCCCCGACAGCCUCUCCAGAACUUUGAACCUGCAACACUGGUGAAAGUCUGGCGAAAGUCCCUUCCACAUGAAGCAGCCAAAGGAAAGCGCAGCGGCUUCACCAAGACCAUCAAACCUCACUGGGUGGGACCUGGAAGGGUUCUGUUUCAAGAGCUAUUGCCUUCCCAGAGUGGUGGUGACCGCCGCCAUGUGGUAUGGGUUGUUCUUGGCGGCCGAGCUCACCGUUGCAGUGUUCACUCUGUGAGACCACUAACCUCACAGGAAGAAGCUCUUCAUGAAAUUCAACAUGGUGGCGAAGAGAUGUCCUGGAAAUCAAUCACUGAUUUUCUUCCACGAAGAGAUUAUGUGGACAUGCUGGACGAUGAGCCAGGCGCUGAUGAUGUAGAAGCUCCUGAUCUACCAGCUCAACCAGAUAAAUCCACAUGGUUGCCUUCAUGCCGACUGUACGGCAAAACGGAUAAGCAGGGCAAUGACAAAGCUGCUCAGGCGCUGAAGGGUGCUGCAAUGCGCCUUCCCGCUUUGCCACCAGUCAAUGAGUAUGAAGAGACUGACUUCUUACCAGAAGUGCCUGAUGACACUUUUGAAGACGACUUGGGCAACUCUCUCAAUGACCCAGGUGUGAAGCGAAAAACUGAUCUCCUUGAGUCAGAAGUUUCCUCACGCGAAGCCUCCUCCAAAAGAUCCUCCUUGGCGUCCUCAUCCAUGAGACCUAUGCGUCCUCACUCAGCUGUUGAUAGCGAUGAUAUUGUCACUGGUGAUAGUGUCAAGAAACCCCGGACUGAUGAUGAUAACGCUCUCACCCUUGAUCUUCAUGCUGCUCUCCAAGAAGCUGAGUUUGGGUAUAUCAUGGAAAUGGAGUUGGAUUUCUCAAGCCACAGAAAACUCAAGAAGUUUCUCCAGGCGCCAAACUUCUACUUGGUGCAACAAAUGCGUGAUUGUGAAGUUCGCUAUGAGCGACUCACUGAUGACUUCAAGAAGUUGUUUGACCGCGCAAAGGACAAAGAGGUGGCAUCUUUUCUCAAGUCCGAGGCCGUGAGAAAGUGCAUCUCCAAGGAAGAAGAGGAGGAGGGCAAGAACUCUGGCCGUGUAAUGAAGUGCCGGUGGGUGUUGACAUGGAAAGACACUCCACCAGAUGAACGGCAAGCUUCUCAGCAAGAUGCUCACGAGAAUGCUGGCACUUUGUUCACCCCUUCGGGCGAUCGCAAGGCGAAAGCCCGCAUCGUCUUGUUAGGGUAUCAGCACCCAGAUCUCCUCAAUCCUGAGUUCCGAAGUUCUGCACCUGUUCAAUCAACUUUGACCAGACACCUGACCUUCCAGCUCUCCGUGCAGAACCAGUGGCCAAUCGAAGGCAUGGAUCUUUCAACGGCUUUUCUCCAGACCGAGAAGAACCAGGAGCAGAACCGCAUAUGGACAUCAGGAGUGCGUGAACUGCGUGCUGCACUUGGCGUCUCUGAGGGCGGCAUCAUGCGAAUCCUCAAAGAUUUUUAUGGUUCAACGACAGCUCCUCGUGGACUAUGGCUUGACAUAGACCGUAGACUGCGAAGACUUGGAGCUCACAAAGUCCUUGGCGAUCCAUGUGCCUGGAUAUGGGUAGAGGAAAACCCGAAUGCGGUGAACCAAUUGGAUCGCUUCCGCACUAUUGGGUACAUGGGUGGUCAUGUUGACGAUUUCAACAGAUCCGGUGAUGAGACCAAUCCCAAGUGGCAGAAAAUCAAGGCAGCCAUUGACCGUGAGUAUCAGUGGGGUAGUUCCAAAGUUGGCGCUUACCGCUAUGUGGGCUCCGACAUCCAUCACAGGACUGGUAGCCAAGGUAACUACAUCAUGGUUGACCAGGACUCUUAUGUGGAGAACCUCGCUGAUGUGGAGAUUGAUCCAGUCCGUUUCAAGAAUGCGGCGACAGUCCUCACUAAGUCAGAGAUUGGCAAGUGUCGCUCAGCUUUAGGUGCUUUGCAGUGGUUGGCCGUGCAGACUCAACCUCAAAUCUGCGCAAGAUGCAAUCUCUUGUUGUCUGAAUUGGCACGUGAGCCAAAGAUGACAGUGGCUCAAGAGAUUCAGCAGGUCAUCCGCGAGACUCGCAAGCAUCCUCACCGUCUCCGUUUUGAUCGAAUCCCCUCUGUGAACCAUUGGCAACAAAUGGUGGUGGUGACAAUGAGUGAUCAGGCACACAACAACAGACCUGAUGGCUCUUCCACAGGUGGUUUGAUUAAUUUUCUAGGCGGACCGGAACUCCUUGAUGGUUCUCCCGGCCGUCUGGUGAUGGUUUCAUGGCGUACUUGGAAAUUGCGCCGAGUAGCAAUUUCCUCCAAUGAUGCUGAGAUUCAAGCAAUGGUGGAAGCUGAGGAUGUCAUUUUUCGAACUCGUUUGCUUUGGGCUGAACUGAAUGGUGCUGGCGCUGAAAAGGGUCUUGAUCUUUUAGCUUUUGCUGAGCAAGAAGUUUCUGCAGUCCCUGGUGUUGUGGCCACAGACUCAAAAGGUGGUUUUGAUGCAGUGACUCUGCAAGAAGGUCCAUAUUUGGGUUUGUCAAACGUGAGAUCAGCCAUACAAGCUUUUCAACUGAAACAAUCGUUUGCAGACACAAAAGCAUGGUUGAUUUGGCUUGCUAGUGAUUGGCUCCUUGCAGAUGCUCUGACGAAGAAAAUCCAAGAGUGUCGCAAAAGUUUACUUCAGUUCAUGCGCACAGGUGUUUGGAUGCUUCAAUAUAACCCAGGCUUUGAGACAAGUGCACGAAAGAACAAGAGAGCAGGCAAGGAUGCUCUCACACAGAUGAAGAAAGCCACAGAGAAGUUUGCCAGCUGA
Molecule: messenger RNA, 6846 nt
Organism: Cladocopium goreaui
Lineage: Eukaryota; Dinophyceae; Suessiales; Symbiodiniaceae
Source: the annotation of a GenBank genome assembly